Molecule: messenger RNA, 775 nt
Organism: Ectocarpus sp. CCAP 1310/34
Lineage: Eukaryota; Phaeophyceae; Ectocarpales; Ectocarpaceae
Source: the annotation of a GenBank genome assembly
AUGGAUGCAGGGACAAAGCUGAAGAUCAAACUCAGGACCGGGGACAUUGGUCUUCGAGAACGUAGCCGAAGGCUUCGGAAGGUAGACGAUGAAGACGCCAAGUUCAAAUGUGAUUGCGGCUCCGAGUGCGAAGACCGUGUUCAUGAAGUCGCGGAAUGUGGGCUGUACAAGGAGAGGGAAAGUGUGAACGAGGAGCUUGUCAAGGCCUCCGGGGGCGGCGGCGACGCGGGCGUGCGCGUGUCCAAGCGCAAGAAGAAUCAGCCCAAGAAACAGAAGCGACCGAAGGCUGGUGCUGGUGCUGCUACGGCUGGUGCUGGUACCACUUCUACAGCAGCAGCAGCGGCAGCAUCAGCAGCAGCAGCAGCAGCAGGGGUUCGUUUCCACGGGGGCAGUGGGACGGUGGGCGGGAAGGGGGGGAUCUGCAGAGAGGAGUUCAAUGUCGGUACCCACACCGCGAAGAGGGCGUCCGCACGAGCGCGCAAGAUCAAACGGGCGAAUAGGUCGUCGUGUGCGUCGUGCGCGGUGGCGGUGGGGGCGCCGGAGGCGGCAGAAGUACGAGGGGAGCCUCUUUCUGCGGCUGCGAGCAACGUUCACCAUCACCUCGUCGACACCUUCUCCCGACGGCAACAGAACGAGAAGAACAGAGGUCCAUCUUCCAACGGAGGCAAGAAAAUGGUAAGGGCGGCUAGCGGCGGUGUAAGCCGGGCGAUGAUGCCUCGGAGGUCUUCGGCGCCGUCUGCAGCGGCGGCGGAGGCGGUCGGGGGGGGGGCGGGGG